This is a messenger RNA of Hemicordylus capensis (graceful crag lizard), 3245 nucleotides long. RefSeq names its product coiled-coil domain containing 136 (gene CCDC136). The record is from RefSeq and is a predicted model, not a curated record. Gene Ontology annotation, biological process: single fertilization; acrosome assembly. Bases 35 to 1558 code for a protein of 507 amino acids. Lineage: Eukaryota; Metazoa; Chordata; Lepidosauria; Squamata; Cordylidae. Gene Ontology annotation, cellular component: acrosomal membrane. The transcript is spliced from 9 exons.
CCUGCUCUGUCUGCUUCUUGCUCCGGGAGCGGCCAUGGAAGCUGUCGGGAUGCAGCUGCCGGGGCGGAGGAAGGAGGCAGCAGGUGAGAUGGACUCCCCAAACCUGGAAAUGAAUGAGGAGGAGGAAGAAGAAGAAGAUGAAGAGGAGGAGGAGGAAGAGGAGGAGGAGGAAAUCAGGAAUGCAGGGUCCUUGGAUGAGGAUGAGAAAGAGUCAGACCUCUCAGACCAAGAAAUGGAGGAUUUACGGGCUCAGAUGAUACAGCUGCUGGAGGAGCUGGAAGAGGCCCGGGAGAUGGUCCUCAAGCAUGAAGACGACUCACUAGAGCUACAAGGACUGCUGGAGGACGAGCGACUUGCUAGCGCUCAGCAGGCGGAGAUCUUCACCAAGCAGAUCCAGAGACUCCAAGCUCAGAUGCGUUCACUGACAGAUGAGUUCGAUCUGGUGCAAGAAGGCAAGGACGUGGAGCUGGAGCGCCUUGAGCAGGAGCUGCAGGAAGCCAAUGAGGAGAUCCACAACCUGCGCCUGGAUGCCGAGGAGGCUGCAGCCUUGCACGAGAAUGAGAUCGCCGGGCUGCAGGAGGAGCUUUGUCGCCUGAAGGCCGAGCUGGAGCGGGUGCAGGAUGUCCGCAAUGAGUAUGACAUGGAGAUCACCACCCUGCGGGCUGAGAUCAACAUGAAAGAACCAGGCACUGGGGACAGCCAGCCCUCUCCCGAGAUGAUGGUGAUGACACAUUUUGAUGACCGGACUGCCAGUGCCCCCAGUGCGUCAGAAGAAGUGACCAGACUCCAAGAGGAACUGAAAACCAUGAGCACGCAGUACCAGCAACUGAGUGAGGAGUACCAGGUCUUGCAGGAAAGCAACAAGAUCAUGGUUCAUCAGCUCGAGAGGCUGGAGGCCAUGAAGAACAGUGAAUUUCCCUCUGACAGGUCCAAGAGCAAGCUGGACGAUUCACCGAUGCUGUACCUAGACUCGGAGCUGGAGGGGAACGCAGAACGCCGCUUCUCCGUGACCAGGCGAAGCAGCCUUCAGUUGGUCAGCAGUGCCUCCUUGAAGACGGAUCUCACGAGCACCAGCAGUGGGUAUGAUGAGGAGGAGAGGAACUUGAAGCUGGAGGAAGACACAGUCUUGGAGGAGGAAAGUGGAUACGAACCGCAGACCCAGCUGAGGGAGGAGGAGCAGAAGGUGGAGCUGAUCCGGGCCCAACUGCAGUUGCGCCUGAGGGAGGAGGAGGAGAAGGUGGAGCAGAUUCAGGCCCAGCUGCAGUCCUACCUGAGAGAGGAGGAGCAGAAAGCGGAGCUGAUCCGGGCCCAACGCGACCAGGCCCAGCAGACCAUGUGGGAGAUGGAGAGCAAGUACCAGGCCAGCCACGAGGAGUGGGAGCAGCUGCACGAGGAGCUGAGGCUGUGCAAGGAGGAGAUCCAGAGACUCAACGGCACCAUCCCCACAGGCGGACGGGCUCCAUAUGCACCCGACCCCCCCAUGAUCUCACUCCCUCUCAUAGGACUGGUUGUGAUAGUGGCUCUGCUCUGGUGCUGGUGGGCCGAGACCUCUUCCUAAUCCCGAUCAGGUCCCCAUCGGAGGGCUGAAGCCCCUGGCCCUGUUUGUCGUGCUGGCGGGGGGCCUGUUCCUGUAUCCCUGCCUGAAGAGAUGCAGCAGCAGUUGAAUGUCGGCCUGAGGAGUGUCCCCCCCUUCCUUGCAGAGAGGACCACACGUGCCAUGUACCCCUCCCCACCUCAACCCUGUAAGAACUGAGCACGCCCUCCCCCCUCCCCUUGCAUCCCUGCCCCCAUGCCCGCCUCCACAGAUCCAGCUAGGUCUCCGACUGGAGCUGCCCAGCUUGCAAUCGAGGGAUCCAACCCUCUCGGCCUUGGGAGAGCACCAGCUAGUCUCAUCAGUUACACCAGGCCAGUGGCUGGCCAUCACCAGCAACCCUGCAGAGAAGGCCUUCCCCGCGGGCCUCCACCAUCGCCCCUGCAUGCUCUGAGCCCACAGCCACAGGGUUGGGAGCGAGGUAAGGGGUCUGAUCCAGUGGCAUUUUGAUCUCGCGGUUGGGCUUCCAGCCAGAACUUGCCCGCCAUAGGGAAUGGGAACAUCUCACCCUGGGCCAUGGCUCUCUCCCGCCCCUCGAGUGGUCCUAGGCUGUUUGGGGGGGGAGUUUGGUGACGGCUGGGUCCUGGGGCUUGGGAAGCGGGAGAGGUGGAAGUUUGGGCUUGAGGCCACCUGCGGUCUGCCAGGGGAAGCCCUGCGGAGCCCCAACACGGAGCAGCGCUUGGGAGCUUGGAUGGACACCCUUUGCCUUGGGAGCCCAUCACCUAGUCUUCUGGGCCAGCUGGAGAGGGCAAGGGAGGGCCGGACCUGGUGCAUGGCACUGCCGACCCUGCUCUUUGGGACGCUGCCCUGGCCGGCAUUCAGAGGGCCCAGCACACUUUCCCAACAGCAGGUCUUGGCGGUAAGCGCAAGAACGGAGAGAGGCAUCAAACGGCGGGGAUGUGAGCGUGGGGACGGGGGGCAUUCCUUUUGGGCACUGUUGCGAGCCUGUUUUAACACUGUGAAUAGAAACAUGGGAGCAAACCUCAAACCUCCAGAUCUUCCUGCAGAUUUAUUUUAUUUUCCUCAGAGUUAACGUCCCUUCUUUCCGCCCCCAGGACAGGCUGUUGCCUGCCCUGGGCCCUUGAGUCUAUGCAUCUCCUCCUCACCCCAGUGCUCUUUGGUCUUCCUUUGGGGCCUAGCCGACCUUCCCCCUCCACACACAGUUUCCUCCUAGCCAUGGGAGCAAUUGUAGCAUGUGUGUGUGUGUGUGUGUGUGUGUGUGGUCUUUGCACCUUCGAUGCCAUUGUGACAAUUUGAGGACUGCUGGUACAGAAAGAAGGAGCAGGGGAACGUCCUAGGAAAACCUGCCAAGGCUCGGGACUGGCGUCGUCUGAUAUUUCCAGCGAGUGACGUUUCCACCAUAGCGACAGAUACGCAGCCGUGGCGUGUGGAGUGUUGCACGGCUGGCUGGGCUCAGGGCAUCGGAUCCUUGCCCUCCACGUGUCCCUUAAGCUCCUGCUAUGGGGAGCCUGGCCCCUCCGGCACCCAGCAAUCUGUUGCCCACCUCGACCGCAUCUCCCUCCUUGACCUCUGCACCCGUCUUCCAUCAGAGAAGGGGCCACCUGCCAAAAAAGCCACUGGUGACUCUCUGCAGAUCUCUUGCUUCCUCGUUGUGCUCUGUUGUAACUCGGUAAAAAAGUUCUUUAUCGAUACA